GUCUCUUGAAUGUGGAGAGAGGGUGUGGUUCCAGAAGAAUCUCGUCACACAUUUUAAAAGAUCCCUUUUCUUUCUCUUCUGGGACUUCUCUUGGUUCAGUGCUGGGCUCCUUGGAGUCAGUCUUGACGCUCCUUUUUGUUCAUGUUUCAUCUCUUCCUGCUUCUCUGCGGCUGUCUUUGUUUUUUUCUAUUACAUUUUAUUUCCAGGAGUUUUUCCUCCCCACCCCCUUCUAAAUAGCAUCUUCUCAUGAGUGUAGUAUCUUCUUUUAUUUCUGAGGGUAUUAAUUAUAGUUUUGUAUAGUUUUUUUUUUGUUAAACCCAUGUAUCGUCUGCCUCCUUCAAGUCCCCUUUUUCUCUCUGGGUCCGUCACUUGCUUUGACCGUUUUUCAGGAGGGUUUUCUCAGACGUCAGGUCAUCUUUGAGAGCCUGCCUGUGUUGAAGAGUGAGGGGCACUGAUGGGAGGUCCUUCACGACCCUUCCCCUCACACUCUGUGUCGCCCCUGCCCCCACGUCCUAGGCAUCCCCGCCCCAUUGCCCCGGAAUGAGGCGUGCCUCCCGCUCCCCACUCAUCUGGGCAUCACCCUGUGAGAGCUCUGUGACCUGGGAGAAGCAGCUCUGCCUCUCCAAGGCUCAGCUUCUUCUCUUUAGUGUGGGGCUUCAGAUAGACCCCCCACCUCCCCCCCCGCCACAGAGGGUUGUUGUGGGGUUCGGUGAGAUUAAAACAGUGCCUGGAACAUAGUAAGCACUGCUAAGUGUUAGCUGUUUUCCUAACCACCUGGGGCCAAACCACCAUCAUCUCUCGUGUGAAUUCCCUAAUAUGAGAAUGUGUUCCCUGAUUACUUGACAGUCUCCCCUGCUUUAUUUUUCCACAUGGCUCAUCACCAUCCCAGGUACUGGAUGCUUUUUAAUUUGCUGUGGUCCAUCUCCCUGCAGGAGAGCAGAAGCCGCAAGCGCAGGGCUCCGUUCUUCCCACUUCCGUGCGUCUGAAACCUGCAGCUGUAUCUGUCCUGCAGGAGAUGCUUGGUGAACACUUGCUGAAUGAGCCAACAUCUUGGGGGUUGGGGUCGCUUCCUGAUGGGUGAACUUCACAGUUAGGUGAUGGAAUAGCCGUUUCCACGAGAGAGAUGCUGGCCCCAGGACUCCUCUGAUUAUCUGUAGGUCUCUUGUCUUGGGCUGGAUGCCUAAGUGUCUGGAAACACCCAGUUGUAUUGGGUUAAAUUGUGAUUAGGUUUGUUUUUCUGUAUAAUAUAAAGACAAAAAUCAGGGCAUUAUCAGGUAGGAGACCCUCGGUACUGUCCCCUUGAUGCUCUGCAGAACCUUGUCCAGUGGUGUAAGCAGUUUCCGGCUUAGUUAUGAAGGUAGUGCUUUAUUAUGGAGAAUUUUGAACAUUUAUGAAAGUAGAAAAGUACAGUGAAUUUUCUGUACCCCUGCCCCAGUCCAUCCGUCCCUUUGGCCAGUCCAACAGCAUCCAGACACCAUCUGCUUCCGAAGAGAGAAGUUUUAAACACACUUUGCCUGGAAAUGUGUUUUAAUUAUAUUGGCAAGAGUUUUAAGUUAGACCUUAGGAAUUCCUGUCAGAAAGGUUCUAAGACCAUUCGCUUCAUCAAGGUGUUGUAGGAAAUUUUAGAGAAACAGGUGGGCAUGUUUUUCUAGGACGUUAAGGGUCAGCCCUGCCUGGGAAGUAAGGAGCAUCUAGGUCACCUCUCAUUUCCUUUUUGGCCUUCUGUGCAGCAAGUGUUAGCUAAGUGUUGUGAACACAGUACUGCCAUUGACUUGCCUGCACGAUGCUGCAGGCUUCAGCGGGAAGUUGCAUGGAAAGACCGAAGGUCCCUUCCCUCGACGUCAGUGGUGCACCGAAGGGGCCGGUUGUGAGGGACGAAGCCCUGGGACACUGGCCCUGCGUUUCUGCUUCUUGGACCAGUGCCGCCUGGUGGUGAGCUGGCGUCCCGGACCGCAGGGAGGUCCUGACUCAGUGUUACAAACAUCCGACACCGUGGAUGACUCCGCACGUCGGCUAUGUUGUCAACCUAGUUAAGAUUCUGGUUCAUAAGUGUGGCUCCUGCCGCCGUUUUCCUGUGGUGUGGGGCCUCGGCGCCUGGCAGGCGGCGUCUAAACCUGGCGUUCCCUUGACCAAGCCAUGCCACCGUGCUGCAUCGCUCUUUUGCGGUAGCCUCCGUCCUCGUCAGUGCUUUUAAACUUGGAAUGAAACGAGCCUCUGGUAACAGAUUUUAUUGGAAACGGCUGAGAGAAACAGCAGCUUCAUCUGAAAUGAUCUCAUUCCCAGGUACUCAAAGCGCACCACGUCUGCAGCUGAGCGAACGGGGCUGGGAGAGCCUCUGACCUUGGAGAGCACGCCACUGAUGACCACACCGCGUGGUGUGUUCUUCUGGGCUGUUGAUGUCCUGGCUUCUGGGUCUUUGUGGAACCUCUGAUCCAUCCACGUCAUGUCAGCACGCUACUUGUUGUUCUGUGCGGUGGAUAUAUUUAGUGCUGGGCUUCACUUUCCCUGCCUCAUAUUAGAGUUCAUCGGAGACAGUCUAGAGUGUUGAAUGUUAUUAUAAAUAGGUGUAUUGUUAGGUUGAGAGGCCAGGAAAACCUUUAGUGACUGAAGAUUCCAUGUACAGGAAACUGUUGAUAGAUAGGUCUAUAAUCUUGAGGCGUUAAAUAAAAAUGUGUGAUCUGUUCUGGUGGUCUCCAUAUUUUUCCUCAAGUAGUAUGAAGAUAAUUCAUUCGACUCGUCUCCAGGGAGGAAAGCUACUUGUCAGGAUGUUGGAAGAGGAAGAUGGACUGGAUGUCAGGACCGGUUUGGAAGACUGCCGGUCCUUCGCUUCCCCAAGUUCUGCCUGGUCAGUCCGGUGGGCACCAGCUUUAAUUGUCAAGUGGACACCUGAGUGUCUCACGCGUGUCUCCUGAGGGUGAGGGUGAAGAGCAGAAGGGUGAUGGGUGUGUGUGGCACUCACUCAGACGGCCGUUCAGUGCGUUCCCGUUUUCACACCACAGCUUCCUGGGAAGCCAGCAAGGAAGGGGAAGGCAGUGGAUACUUGUCUCUGGUGCCGACAAGGAGGGGUCCCCUACCAGGGGGGACGGUGUUCCUAAAUUAAUCCAUUUACCGUGUUAGGGGCCCAACUGAGCCCCCUCCAACUUGGAAAGGUGACUGUAUCGGAGGACCCAGGCCUUUGAAGAAGUGACUGUGUUAGAAACGAGGCUGUUAGCUGCUAACCCAGUAUGCCUGGGGUACUCACUCGAAGAGGAGGUUUGAAGUGAAGAGCCCUCGGACGCUCGCUCGGAGGAAGCAGCGAGCAGCCGGUCGCAGUCUGCAGGCCCCGGGGGAGGCCUUGGGAGGAGGCGGCCCCGCCGGCCUAGGGCUUGGGCUUCCAGCUUGCAGGGUGCGCAGCGGUCGCGGAAGCUGCCGGCCGUGGUGGUCCGUUACGGGGCCCGGGCAGGCUGCCGCCCCGCGUCAGACCCGCACAGAGCUGGCGUUGCGUCUGUGAAGGCGGCCGUUGCGGUUCCCGUUCCCAGUGUCGGAGGAGGCCCCGGGGGCUCCUUGUGUGCGGGGCCCUCCCCGCGUCCGGCGCCCAUGCGGGAGAGGGGCCUCCGAGCCUCCUGCUGCCGCCGGUGGGACCGCUCUGGCGGCUUCACGGGAGAGGAGACCUGCGGAGAGCGGGGCGUGUGGGACAGAUUCUCAUCACAGAAGAACGUCGGUUCCGGGAAACGCAGCUUUUAAGACGUGGAAGAGUUUUGCGGCUAAACAGGCGUUGCAGAAUGGACAGGGGAGGCACCUGUUGCAGAAAUUUCCACAUCUUUUGUGAUCCUCUCUGUGGGCAGUUUAAUGAUAUUAAUAGUGUUAAUUGCAAACUGUGUAUCCUGCUGUAAGGACCCGGAAAUAGACUUUAAGGAAUUUGAAGAUAAUUUUGAUGAUGAGAUUGAUUUUACACCACCAGCAGAAGACACGCCCUCUGUCCAGUCUCCAGCAGAAGUCUUCACACUUUCAGUACCAACGGUCUCACUACCAGCCCCAUCACAGUUCCAGCCUUCUGUAGAAGGUUUGAAGUCCCAAGUUGCCCGCCACAGUCUGAACUACAUACAGGAAAUUGGGAAUGGCUGGUUUGGAAAGGUGCUCCUUGGAGAGAUCUACACAGGCACUAGUGUAGCGAGAGUAAUCGUGAAGGAGUUAAAAGCAAGCGCAAGCCCAAAGGAACAAGACACUUUUUUGAAAAAUGGAGAACCAUACUAUAUCCUUCAGCAUCCAAACGUCCUCCAGUGUGUCGGACAAUGUGUAGAAGCAAUCCCCUAUCUUCUGGUGUUCGAGUUCUGUGACCUGGGCGACCUGAAGGCUUACCUGCGUGGCGGCGAGCCGGCGCCGGCGCGGGGGGACUCACAGACCAUGCUGCUGCAGAGGCUGGCGUGCGAGAUCGCAGCGGGGCUGGCGGCCAUGCACAAGCGGCAUUUCCUGCACAGUGACUUAGCCCUGCGAAACUGCUUUCUUACCUCGGACUUAAAUGUGAAAGUGGGUGAUUAUGGAAUAGGAUUCAGCAGGUACAAGGAGGAUUAUAUUGAGACAGAUGAUAAAAAAAUUUUCCCUCUUCGGUGGACUGCUCCAGAAUUAGUAACCAGCUUUCAAGACAGACUGCUAACUGCAGAUCAAACUAAAUAUAGUAAUAUCUGGUCCCUGGGUGUGACGCUUUGGGAGCUCUUUGAGAAUGCUGCUCAGCCUUAUUCCAACCUCUCCAACUUAGAUGUUCUCAACCAGGUCAUUCGAGAGAGAGACACGAAACUCCCAAAGCCCCAGCUGGAGCAGCCCUACUCCGACAGAUGGUAUGAAGUCUUGCAGUUCUGCUGGCUGUCACCAGAUAAGCGGCCGGCAGCGGAGGACGUGCACCGGCUGCUCACCUACCUGCGGAUGCAAAGCCAGAGGGACCCGGAAGUGGACUUUGAGCAGCAGUGGAACGCACUCAAGCCCCCCGCAAACAGCAGAGAUGCAAGUGACGCCGCCUUCCCCAUCCUCGACCACUUCACCAGGGACCGGCUCGGCAGAGAGAUGGAGGAGGUCCUCACUGUGACCGAGACCAGCCAAGGCCUGAGCUUCGAGUACGUCUGGGAGGCAGCCAAGCACGACCAUUUCGACGAGCGUAGCCGGGGCCCCCCGGAUGAAGCCUUGUCCUACACCAGCAUUUUCUUCCCCACGGAAGCGUUUGAGAGCUCGCUCUCAGACCCCGGUCCUGGCAAGCAGGAUGACAAUGGCCAGGAUGUCCCCCUGCGGGCCCCCGGGGUGGUGCCUGUUUUCGACGCCCACAACCUUUCUGUCGGAAGCGACUACUACAUCCAGUUAGAAGAAAAAAGCCGUAGCAACUUGGAGCUAGAUUACCCGCCCACUCUGCUCACAACAGAGAUGGAUAAUCCUGAGAGGCUUGGGGAUGGCGCAUCCCAGUGUCUGACGCUCAGGAGCCUGGAGCUUGAGGAGUCCAGUACAGAGGAGGAUUUCUUCCAGAACAGUGCAGACCCCAAAGACGCCAGCAGACCCGAGGAGGCGCACAGCACCAAGGGCCCCGAGAGCCCUUUCAACAGUUUAUUUAAUGACCUUGACAAGUCAGAGGCUUUGCCCAGUCACCAGAAAAUAUUUGACUUGAUGGAACUAAAUGGAGUCCAAGAUGACUUUAAGCCUCCCACCCUGAGUUCAAGUUUGGAUGACCCCAAAGAGUCUGUAAUCGCACGCCACUUGGAGAGGGAAAAGCCCCAUAAGCUUUUUGACUGUGAGCCUCUCUACUCCACAGACAGACUCGUACACCAAGAUGGUUUUGAUCAGCUGGAUAGUGAAGAGUUGUCAGAAAACUUUUUAUUUCUUCAAGAGAAGAACUUACUGAAAGACUCUUUGUCCAGCAAAGAGCAUGUAAAUGAUCUGCAGACAGAACUCAGAAAUGCUGGCUUUCCUGAAUCCAUGUUAGAAACUCCCAGUAGAAAGUCUGUAGAGGCUGAGCCUAAGUUUGCUGAAAAUAAACCCGACUCUUCACUUCAGGAGAGUGUCAGCGUGCACAGCAAGGAGUCGGGUGCAGCGCCCAAGGGUGGCACUGGGGCAGCGGCCUCACCUUGCUCCCCACAGCCGCAGGUACCUCCUACCUCGCUUGAAACCCAGGUGCCGCCUCACGAUGUCCCCCCAGGGGCGGCCCUGAAGCAGGGCGGAGCCAGGCCCUUGCAUGCAGAGGGCGGUGUCUGUGAAGACAGCACCUGCCGAGAGGCAAACCCGGACUCCACGCCCGCGCCACCGGACACCCCCGCCCCCACUGGCAACGGGUCCCCGGCCCUGACUCAGCACGGGGAGGGGGCCGUGAGCCUGGCCCAGAGUGACCCCAGCCUGGUCCAGGACACCCUUGCCAGCAAGGUGAGUAUAGGGAACGGCCUCCCAGAAUCGAGGCAGAACUUAAAAAACCAGCUGCCUUUGGAAGACCACGGCCCUCGAGGCCCGCGGGAGAGAGCCUGGGAGGCCGCCGAGGUCCUGGGGCAGCUGGGUCGUAGAGAUGCUGCUGCAGAGGAGGGCGGCUUGGUGUCCACCCUCUCCUCAGACUCGGCCAGUCAGGACAGCCUCCUGGAGGACAGCUUGUCGGCGCCCGGCCCCGCCUCUGAGCCGUCCUUGGAGACCCCGGACUCCCUGGAUUCCAUGGACGUCCAUGAGGCUUUCCUGGGCUCCUUAGGGCCUCACGCGCCACAGAAACUCCUGACCCCCGACAAGCCAGCGGACAGCGGUUACGAGACGGAGAACCUGGAGUCCCCCGAGUGGACGCUGCACCCGGCCCCCGAGGGUGCCGCGGCGCCCGACACCGCCUCGGUGGGUGAGGACAUGCCCGCCGGGCUGCCUCCCAAGCCCGUCAUCGUCAUCUCAGACGCCGCCGACAGCCACAGAGGCACGGAGGCGACCUCGCAGACCACCGCGCCUGCGUCCCAGGGCUCACACCGAGACUCCGCGUACUUCUCAGACAACGACUCUGAGCCCGACAGGAGGUUGGAGGGGGCCCUGGGCACCUCGGUGUCGGCCCUGGGAGCGGACCAGCCCCUGCCUGAGCCUGAUGUCCCACCGCAGAGUCCCAGCCCCCUGGACAGCUGCCUGGACGCCAGCAGCAGCCUGCCUGACCCUAGCUGUCCUGCUCCGCAGAACUCCCGUCACCUGGAAUCCAGAGAACCCGCAGAACCAGCUCCCCCUGACCCUCCCACACACACCCUUCCCCCCGACGACGAGGUCGGCAGCCCCUCGAGUCUGCAGAACUCAGAGCUGAGCAGCGGGGACGACCUCGAGGCCCCCGAGGAGCCUCCCUGCACGCUGGCUUCCACCGGCACCAACACCGACGAACUCCUGGCGCUGACCCAUGCCCCGCUCCGCUGCGGCGGCCCCGCGGCACCGACGCCGGAGAAGGCCUUGUGCGUCCACUCCGAGGGGCCCAAGCUGAAGGAGCCGGACGUGGAAGGAAAGUACCUGGGGAAGCUUGGCGUGUCAGGCAUGCUGGACCUCGCCGAGGAUGGGAUGGACGCCGACGAGGAGGACGAGAACAGCGAAGACUCGGAUGAGGACCUGCGGGCCUUCACCCUGCACAGCCUGAGCUCUGAGUCUGAGGACGAGGCCGAGCACCCGGUGCCCGUGGUCCUCAGCCGCGAGGACGGCCGCCACCUGCGGAGCCUGCUGAAGCCCACGGACCCGCCACCCGGCUGCAGGAGGGAGAGGAAGGCGGUGACGUUCUUCGACGACGUCACAGUCUAUCUCUUUGACCAGGAAACCCCGACCAAAGAGCUGGGCCAUGGCGGGGGAGCCGCACGCAGCCCCGAGCGGAGCAGCCCUGCACCAGCGGUGGGCUCCCCGCACCUGAGCCGGGGCCUGAACUCUGAGAGCUCCACUGAUGAAGAAGGUGGAGGCUUCGAGUGGGACGACGACUUCUCCCCAGACCCUUUCCUGUCAAGGACGACGAGUCACCUCCUCAGCUCCAAGCCGGCCCUUCAGACCUCCAAGUACUUUUCCCCGCCGCCGCCCCGCAGCGCGGAGCCCAGCUGGCCGCACGCAGCCCCCUACUCCAGGUUCUCCAUCACCCCCGCCAGCAUCGCCAGCUUCUCGCUCACACACCUCACGGACUCGGACAUGGAGCAGGGAGGAAGCAGCGAAGACGGAGAGAAAGACUAGGCGAUGCCUAGGCCCCACGGACCCAGGCUGUUCCGGCAGCGGUGUCCCGGGUCGGGACGAGGCUGCGGGCGCCUGGCCAGUUCUCCUGUACCGGCUGCCGCCCAGGCCUCCCCUGCCCACCGAAAGGGCUGGCGUGGGGGCUGUGGGCUCCAGGUGGCUUCCGGUUCCCACGUGGAGUGUCCUCCGCAUACACACCUGUGUGUCCCGUUCGUGUGCAGGGCCCUGCGGACCACAAGGGGAAUUGGCACCAGUGAGCCAUAUUUAUUGUUUUUAAAGAAAUCACUAAUUGCUUUCUGUAAUUGCACUGUGGAUAAAUGUCCUAAGAGUCCCUGAUACUGUACAGAAUCUUAAAUUAUUCAAGGAAAAUAAGGCAGGUCAAGCUGGUGCUACCCACUAGUUUGAUUUUUUUUUUUUUUUCCUUCUGUUUUAUAGUUUGUUUGCUCUGCAUGGUACUUGUAAAGCUUAAGUAUUUUGAGUGUUAUGUUGUCUUCAGAAAUUGUUGGAAUUGUACAUAUGGUACUCUUUCGUAAAUGAUAAAUGAUUCCGAAUGUUAGUAUUUUAUGUUCUUAUAGGAAAUAUUUUUGAUGAGUCGAAAAAGACUGCUCUGUUUCAUUGAUUGAAUGAAACACAUCUCUGUCUGUUCUCUAUAAGGUGGUUUGUCCCUGUUGUAGAUGAGGCUUCUCCGAGGAGCUGACGGGUCUUGCAGCCCCUCUGUGUGGUUCUCCCACUCGCCCCUCCCCCGACUUUCAGAAAACCCUCUUGGUACAAAUCAACGGGUGGUUCCCAGAGCUGGCUGCAGUUGGCACGUCCAGCCCCCUCCCAGCUGGGGCCCGAGUCCCCUGUGCUGGGUUUAAGCAGCGCAGGUGGCGGUGGCCUGGGGCCCCUGUGGUCACGCCUGCCUUCAGGCGCAAAGAAGCUGCUCCGCGAAGGGCUCUGGGAGCCAAGGCCUGUCCGGGCUCCUCCUGUCUGUGCACUCGAGGUGUUGAGAUGCUCACAGCCCCCAGAGCCAGUCCGGAUUACGUCUCGCCUGGGUGAGGCUGGUGUCUGGAACCAUGGGUACUCACUACACCCCUUGACUGUGAGGGGGGACAUGGGACACCGGGGAGUCGCCACAAGCAGCCCGUCCUCCCUAUCGGGGCCUGGGGCGGCCCGAGUGGCUGUCACCCUCCCUGGGCUCACCUGCACUGACCCCUCCCUUCUGUGUUAAGCCCCCAGUUCUCCCCUUGCUAUGAGAGGACCAAGCCCGUCCAGUGCAGUGUCGUGGUGUUUGCUGGAGCCCGGCGUCCGUGGUGGAAAGCGGCCCUCACCCUGUGGUCCCUGAGUUCUGCUUUGCCCACAGCGGUGCAGCCGGUGCGGAGGGAGGCUGGCAUGUGGACGGGGAGCCCUGGAGCAUGGGUCCUGCACGCCGGCCGCUCCCCCGGGGUCUCCCGUGCUGACCUGCUUCCCUGGUGUUAGCAGGACGCUGGGCCGACCCUCCAGGCCUCGGGCUGGGGGCGGGACGUCAGGCCCCGAUGCAGGUGUGUUCGCUGGCGAGUUUCCGUAGUACAUCGUGACCUUCGUUAUCAAGUCGGGCUUGCUCCUUUUUACACUAGCAAUAACUUUCCAGAGCAGGCCAGCUCCAGGUGGCGGGAGCGCCCCCCCUCCCCCGGGUGAGCCCGGCACACUGCCAAGCUGGACCCGGGGACGCGCGUGUCGAAAAGACAGCUAACGGCAUUAGGAGGUAAUUUUGCCAAAACUGUUGUAACUCUCAAUUUCUUGCUAUGGAGACUUCCUGUGUGUUCUGAGUUUUUACAUCUACCAAUCUUGGUUGAAAGAAAAAUGAGAUGCAAUUACACUAGUUUUGUGGUUUUUUUUUUUUUUUUUUUUAAAUUGUAGGUUUAAGGAGUUCAGCUCUAAUGACUAAAAUCAAGCAGAUCCAUUGUAUAUAUAGUCUUAUACAGUCAGCCCAGGGUAAAUUUAUUGAUUCUCUGGGGCUGUACAUUUUUCACUACGAUUAAGGAGAUUUUAACAACGUAAUUCCCAUUUUAAUUUAAGGUCUGUAUCACUCAUAAAUUGCCAAAAACAUUUUAUACAAGGGGGUGGGUGCAGGGGUUGGAAUAGUAGGUCUUAGUGUGGUGUUGCAUGGUUGGGAAGAUUUUAUAUUUAUAAUAAACACGUGAAUUAACAUGUUCUUUUGAAAAAUCUCAAGCAAUACACAGGAAAUGAUGUACGGGAAAUUAUGUAGAUUAAAAAUUUCAGCCCAUUUUUGAGAUGUCAGCACAUGCUUUGUUGUUUGAUUCAGUUUCGUUUUACUCAAUUGGUUACCAGUAGUGGGUUUCUAAACCACUCCUGUUCUCAGUUACGCAGUGAAAUAACAUCGGUGGGAUUCUCUAGAUGAUGUCAGUGAGGUUCAUCAUACCUGGUUCACAGCGGUAUUUCCUGGCCUCCUUUGGGAUCUGUCUUUGGGAGAGUUCACGUAUCUUAAAUCCCAUGAUAAUCUAUCCUUCACCUCCUUCCUAGCUAGGUGUUAACUUGUGUUAUCUAGCAACUCAGUCACAAGCCAGAAAGAGAAGGGUAGGAAAAGUGCUCCCCCCAGAUCCUCCUGAAACUUGGGCUGUACGUCUGGGUGAGAAGCCAUUCAUCUUAAGGCUGAAGAAGCUCCAGGAAGCUGAAUGGAGAACAGAACCCAUCUGUUCUAUUUUUAAAUGUGCAGGCGAUUGUUUCUAUGGAAAUGGAUUUAUCUCAGAAAAGUCUUUUUCUCUGUCUUGCUGCCAUAAAAUGCCUUUCAAAACCUCUUCCUUUUAUCACCACCUCCCAUGGGGUGUCUGUGGGGUUAAUGACUUACUGCAAGUUUGUCCUGAGGGCCCUGGGGCAAGGGAGGCAGCUCCUGGUUUUCUGAAAGUUCCACAAGUGAACCGAGUGUGAGGCUGCAGAUGGGGGCUUCAUCACCAGAGGCUUCAGAGCAUUAGCCUUCUGAGAGGUAGCCUUAAAACAAGAGUGGGUGUACGCAGUUACUUCCGAUUUAAAACCUCAGAAACACUGUUCCUAAGUGGUAAGGGUGUGGGGGCGGGUUUGGCUCAAGUUUUGGCUCUCAAAAAGGAAAGCUCUCUUUAGUUACAUAAGUGAGUUCUCAAAAGAUGUGUUGACAAUAUUGAAUCACCAACAACCUGUUACGUGAAUGGCUGGAACACGGUUAAGUUCAGGUUGGCACAGGCACAGACGGAUGGCAAUCACAGACCGCUGUGAGUAGCCACUGCUUCAUCCCAGCUGCCAACGCCCCGCAGGGCUGUCCCACCUCCGAGGUUUCACUGUUGUGCUUAGACUCGGUUGUAAGAGGUUCACGGCAAUAUAACAAGUUAAUGAACUUUGAGUUUAAAUUGUGUACAUUUUUAAAUUGUAAGAUUUUUACUGUAUAUUGAUGCAUAGUGUGAUUCAAAUAAAUUGCUUGUAAUUUAAAAACUAUUUAAUAUUCAAAAUAAAUAUAGUUAUAUAUUUAUAAA
Bubalus bubalis (water buffalo) is the source of this 11636-nucleotide messenger RNA. It is a transcript of the gene LMTK2, whose product is annotated as lemur tyrosine kinase 2. The record is from RefSeq and is a predicted model, not a curated record. Gene Ontology annotation, biological process: protein phosphorylation. The coding region runs from base 3829 to 8157 and encodes 1442 amino acids. NCBI's taxonomy places the organism in Eukaryota, Metazoa, Chordata, Mammalia, Artiodactyla, Bovidae. Gene Ontology annotation, molecular function: protein kinase activity; ATP binding. The transcript has 14 exons.